Cylicostephanus goldi is the source of this 1623-nucleotide messenger RNA. The record is from the annotation of a GenBank genome assembly. NCBI's taxonomy places the organism in Eukaryota, Metazoa, Nematoda, Chromadorea, Rhabditida, Strongylidae.
CGUGGAUAUACCGGAACAUGGCCAUACUGCCAACCCUGCGGUGAAUGCUUCCAUCAAUGGGACGAUAUCAUCCAAGGCCUCAAAUCGAAAGUGGAAAAUCUUAUCAAUACUGCCAACAACAUCGAAGACACUGGUGUGGCUUCUGCGUACGAUGAAGAGUUUGAAAAUAUGGAGAAAGUAUUGGAAGACACGAAAAAGAAACUAUCUGAUGCAAAUGUUAGCAAAGAGCACAUAGAAGAGUUGGACAAUGAAGUAGCAAAGCUGAAGAAGGAGGUUGCUGAUGCCCGCGAAAGAUUGGAUGGAAUCGAGGCUCGUGUGUCGAAUGCUACCCAGUCUGUCGACUUUGCUCAAGAAGAUCUGAAACAGCUUCAGUUGGAUGCGGAUCGUCUCACGGAAGCGGCAUCUGAUUUACAUGAGAAGACAAACAAGAUCAAGGAAGCUGAUGUGCAGGGUGCCUACAACAUUACUAGAGAAUCAGCUUCGCGUUCUUUGGCUGCUCAACGUCGAACAGACGCAGCUAUUGGCAAAUUGGCCGAAGCGGAAAGUCCUGGCGUAUGUGGCUUCUGCGGUGGGCAAUCUUGCUUAGCCGGAGCUGUGAGCAAAGCCGAUCAAGCCAGAAGCUUUUCUCUUGAAGCUGAUCUGAAACUGAAUGAGAAGCAGAAGGAAGCUGAAGAGGUAGUUAUAGAGAGUCCUGGCGUAUGCGGCUUCUGCGGUGGACAAUCUUGUCUAGCCGGAGCUGUGAGCAAAGCAGACCAAGCCAGAAGCUUUUCUCUCGAGGCUGAUCUGAAAUUGAACGAGAAGCAGAAGGAAGCUGAAGAAGUCCUGACCCUUGUUCGUGAUGUCCUUCAUUCUACGGCUGCUGCAAAGAAAGAUGCUCAGGAAGCUUUGGAGGUGGCCCGAGCAGCCGCUCAAAAGACGAAUUCUUCUAGGGCAGAAUUGGAUCAAAUUGUAGAUCAAAUGAACAAUUUCUUGAAGAGCUCGAGGAGUUCCCCAGAACAAAUAAGAACACUUGCUGAGGAAGUACUUUCGAAGAAGAUCAGCUUGACUCCUGAGCAAAUAGCCGCUCUUACGUCAAAGAUUCGCGAUUCUCUGGCCAAAAUUAGUAACAUUGGCGCAAUUCUUGCUGAAACGAGAGGCAAUAAGACGUUAGCAUCAAACCUGGAAUCGAAGGCUUUGGAGGCAAGUGCUCGUGCUGCAGCCAUAAAAAAUACCACGGAUACUGUGCGAGAAGCGAUCCAAGUGGCUGAAGAAGCCCAACUUGCAGCCUCCGAAGCUAUUCGAUCUGCUGACGAAGUGAUGAAGCAGGCAAAGUAUCGUUUAUUGGAACAUCUCGAAGCUGCUAAGAAAGAAGCCAAUGCUACGGAAUCCCGAGCAAAAGAAGUCAAUGCAAGCUUGUCCACUCUCGAAGGUGAAAUGAAGAAAGUCAAAGUGCAGUAUCUCCAAAUUGCCGAUGACGCUAAAAAUGCCUUCCAACUGGUUGACAAAGCUCUGCAAGCUGCUCAGACGGCUGAACAAGGGAAUAAGCAGAUGACGAUGGACAUCGAAACAGCGCAAGGACUCCUUUCCAGCAGGACACAAGGCAACGAAGCUCCACAGAAACGAGCAGAAGCGCUACGACAACGA